CAGGGACAAGAAAACUGUGUUUCGGGCCGCUUCAUUUGAAAGGCUAUUAAAAUGUUCAAAUAAUAUUUCGAGUAAAUGCAGCUCCAUUAGGGCAGAAAGUGGAGAGGUGCGCUUGUUCCCCCGCCGAUCUACCUCGUAGAAAAUAAAUUCGGACAUCAGAUUGAGGGCUAAAUCCAUAUUUUUGAUACUGGUGAUGCGGCCGCAUAUUAGCUCACCUAGAAUUAUCAUUUAUACCAGUUGGUUCAAAAACAAAUCAAAUUCACUCACCUAUUUUAUUUAGGGCUUCUUUAGCACAAAGAGGGAAUUCUAACUUGCGCAAAGUUUGUUUAAGAUUCACUUCAGAGGCUGCAGACAUGUUAUGGAAUUGAGGUUAUGUUUAGGCAACUUUUAAAUUAGAAUUGAAUCACAAUUUUGCAUUAUUGAGAGGCCACAGGCACGUUAUUAUUACCCCAUCAUUCAUAUAAGAGCCUAAAAAAAUGAAAUGCCUAGAAUUAUUCUUCGUUUUGUUUUUUGAGGUUAGAAUUCGACCAGAGUUGAGGUUAUGUUUAGGGUUUUUUUGAAUUAAUUUAAUUCCAAUUUUGCAUUUUAUUGCAGCUAGAAAAUGGUUGUUGCAUUGGGUUUAGAAGGCAGUGCCAAUAAACUAGGCAUUGGGGUUAUAAAAAGCGGACGAGUGUUAUCAAAUUGCAGAAAAACGUACAUAACCCCACCGGGCGAAGGCUUCUUACCGAAAGAAACAGCCGAACACCACCGAAAAAACGUGAUAAGUGUCCUCAAAGAUGCACUUGAUCAGUCAGGUGUUAAACCGGCCGAAAUUGAUGUUAUUUGUUACACCAAGGGGCCUGGUAUGGGGGCCCCUUUAGCAACCGUUGCAGUUGUAGCACGAACUUUGGCCCAGUUGUGGAAUAAACCGUUGUUGGGGGUUAAUCAUUGCAUCGGCCAUAUUGAGAUGGGUAAAUUGAUUACAAAAGCAACAAAUCCCAUUGUUCUCUAUGUUAGCGGGGGCAACACUCAAGUAGUAGCUUACUCAAGACAUAAGUACCGAAUUUUUGGUGAAACUAUUGACAUUGCUGUGGGGAACUGUUUAGAUCGAUUUGCACGAGUUUUGAAACUCCCGAAUGACCCCAGUCCAGGCUACAACAUUGAACAAAUGGCAAAAAAGGGGAGUAAAUUCAUAGAGUUGCCAUACUGCGUGAAAGGCAUGGAUGUUAGUUUUUCCGGGAUUUUAACAUUUAUGGAAGAAAGAGCCGAUAAAUUUCUCCAAUCAGGGUAUUCCCCUGAAGAUUUAUGUUUUUCUCUACAAGAGACGUUAUUUCCCAUGUUGGUUGAAAUAACUGAACGUGCUUUAGCCCACUGUAAUUCACAGGAGGUUCUUAUCGUUGGGGGCGUAGGUUGUAAUGAGAGAUUACAAGAAAUGAUGAAACAAAUGUGUGACGAAAGAGGGGCUAAACUAUUUGCGACCGAUGAACGAUUUUGCAUUGAUAAUGGGGUGAUGAUUGCACAAGCUGGAUCUGAAAUGUUCAGGUCAGGUACUAGAAUGAGGUGGGAGGAGUGUUUUAUCACUCAGAGGUAUAGAACCGAUGAAGUGGAAGUAACUUGGCGUAUAGAUUGAUGAAAUAAGUUGUAUUAUUAAUUUUUUUGCAAUAAAACAAGUUUCUUUGAAUUA
Molecule: messenger RNA, 1663 nt
Organism: Tribolium madens (black flour beetle)
Lineage: Eukaryota; Metazoa; Arthropoda; Insecta; Coleoptera; Tenebrionidae
Gene: Tcs3
Product: probable tRNA N6-adenosine threonylcarbamoyltransferase
Exons: 2
Coding region: 602-1609 (335 amino acids)
Biological process (GO): tRNA threonylcarbamoyladenosine modification
Cellular component (GO): EKC/KEOPS complex; cytoplasm
Source: RefSeq, a predicted model, not a curated record